UGAAGUAAGCUAGAGCACACGGAAGAGAUUCCUGAAGAGCUGGAGAGCUGUGCGCCGUUUUCGAAAGCCGUUUUCCGGCCGGACUCACGCAGCGACCCACUGUCUUCUCCGGUUCUCACGUGUCCGCCCGAGAGGUGCCAUUUUCGGCUUGGGAUCGUCACGACGACCGCCCUCACCCACGGUUCUCCCUCGGCCGCCGAGAAUGCGCUUUUUUUCGGGCCGUUUGCCUUUUGGCUUUGACAUUUAAUACAGUAGUAGACGAGGAAAGACCACUGUUGACUGUGUCUAAAAAUGAUUGUAGCGGACAGCCGGAAGCCAAAUAAAUUAAGACGCCACUUAAAGACAUUAGACCCCAAUCUCAUUGAUAAGCCGCUUGGUUGUUUUUCAGCGAAAAUGUGCCGAAUAUUGCCAACAAUCGUCCCGCUUUGUCAGUGUUAUAUCUGUAAACCAGUGAGCACUGUUAGCAUGCUCAGUAUGCUAGCAUGCUCAAAUAACCCCACAUCAUUGCAAACUGGAGGUGAUACUGGGAGCUGCGAAAAUAAAACUGUCCCUCUGUCCAAAGACACUUUUUUUUCCCUCUUCUAUUCAGUUUUGUUUUUUCGAUCACAUUUUGUGGCAUAUUGUCCUCAUGAGUUAAUAUUUCUAAUCAAUUUGAAUUUGUUAUUAGUUCCUGAUUUUAUUUUUCAGUAUCAAAUGGUCAAAAAUGUACCUUGAGUGUUUGGAUGUGACUUUUUUUUUUUUUUUUUUUCAGGCAAAUUGAUGCGCGUUAAGUCUUUUCUGUUACAAACAAAACAAUGUUAAUAAAGUUAUACUUUAUAAGUUGAUAGCUGUUAUUUUCUCUAAUAGAAAAAAAUAUACAAUGUGAGGCAGAGGCGUACUUUUAAUAGUAAUAUUAUAGACAAAUGAUACUAUUUACAGAGUUUGGGGGGCGCGAAACAUUUACGUCUUCCUUGGGGGGUCGUAACAGAAAAUAAUUGAGAAGCACUGGUUUAAAGUAUUGUAUUUUGUCAAAUGAUGCCCUCUGGUGGCGGAGUUGGGUGUGUCUGAACUCUAGGCUUUUAUGACUGAGAAGCAGAUGUUUCUGACAUGGCUAUGAGACAGCUUAGCUACUUACUCUGGUUCGGCCCACUUGAAGCUGGUCACGAGAGGUCAAAGGAACGCUGCAGUGACAUCACACUCGCAGCUGGGGACGACCAUUGAGGGGGCGUGUUCACUGACACGGAAAAGCGGAGGAUCUGCACGGUUGGCGACGCUGAUGGCAGCACUGUCGCUGUUCGGCUCAUCUGAGAGCAAAGAGGAGGAGCUUAUUUUGCUUCUAAAGAAGGCCAAGCUCAGCAUAGCCAAGGGCGAGCUGGAAGCGGCUUCCUCCUUCCUGCACGCCGCCGCCGUCAUCGCGCAGCAAGAACGCCACCGAGCCGCCAUCAUCUACACGUACAGCCAGAUGGCCAACCUGGCGUACGUUCAAGGUCAACUAUUGGAGGCAGAGAAACUCUUCAAAGCGGCCAUGAGCUACAUGCUAGCUGACGGGAUGCCGCAGGACGACAACGCCUUCGUGGAGAUGUCGCUCAAACUCGCCGCCAUGUACGCUCAGCAGAACAAGCCGGAGCUCGCCGAGCACGGCUUUAGGUUCUGUUUGGAGACGCUGGAGGCCAAAGUGCAGAAGCUUCAGGAGACGCCGGCGCAUCAGCUGACAGAGGAGGAGGAGAUUCUGAGGAAGGACACACGUCUUCUGCUGGGUUUGUGUCUGGAUUCGCGCGCUCGCUACCUGGCGUCCACGCGGCGACUGAGUGGGGCCGCUGACGACUACAGUAAAGCUUUGGAAAUCAGCGCACAGGAGCAGGGGCCGCACCACCAUCAGACUCUGGUCCUGAUGAGCGACCUGUCCACCAUUUUAGACAUGCAGGGACGCCACGACGACGCCUUGGCACUGAUCCGACAGGCAGUGGACGCGGGAAGGGCAUCGGGACACCAGGACCUCCAUAUCCUCCUGGCCAACAUGGCCGCCAUCCUGCUGCACGCAGGCUGCCGCGACGACGGCAUGCGCCUUUUCCACGAGGCCUUGUCACUGGCACAGGCCGCCAAAGACGAGGAGGCAGUGAGGCACAUCCUGCAAGGGCUGGAGCGGACCACCGAAAACACAGAGACGAGGCCUGAGCAAGAGGGGGCGGAGCCACGAGUCACUUAGGAAGCUUUCAGACUAGCAUUGUUUGGUACAUUUUAAACGGGCCAGAGUUCUUUUUCGCAGAUAGUACGCUUCGUUUUGCAAAUGUGAACGCGCAUAGGAACUCUGGUCCGUUCAAAAAUCAUGGGUCUGCUUUAAGCACGCCCUGCUUCGCUUGUGAAUACAUUGCAUUACUGUGACGCUUCACGCAGGGCAUCCUUGGAAGCGGAAGUACAGUAAUCAUGGCCAAAUGUUGUUGUGCUGCGCUAAGCAGUUGUAUUUAAUACACACUCUUGUUCUAAUGUGGCGGCUGUUUUGUAUCCUGUUCCUGAACGGACUGUGUGCGCAUGACAGUGGUCAAGACACGCGGAGCCUCUCGGGACGGCUGUUUCGUGAAUCUCGCUCUCCAGGAAGUGGCGACAUUUUCAGGGUCCCCCCAGGAUUGAUAAAUCUAAAUUCAAGACUUUUAAGACCUUUUUUAAUGCCAUUUCAACUGAAAAUUAAUACUUUUCUCGCACCCAUUAUUUAGAUCAUAUUGAAUCAUAUUAAAUAAAGCACUGAACAUCAAAUUUAACCUCAAUUACUAAGUGUGUUUGACAAAAGAAUGCACAUAUAUUGAAGAUACAAUUAAAACACAUUUAAAGUAACAUUAUAAAGUCAAAAUUUUUUUACGCACACAAUAAUCAUGGACAAAAAGAGGAGGACAGGACCAGCCAUCUUCUGUAACAGGCUAGCCGCGAGUGCACCUGCCAAGACCCCAGUGAACAUGGCUAACUCUCGAGUUAAAACGGCGAAAUUCACAUUCAUUCGAAAGGCAAACCGAAAUGUUUAAGCGGGUCCACUGCCUUCGCAUGACCCAUAAACUGCAACCUAAAGUAUUUGGAUGUAACUUGAGCUCCUAUCACAUACUCCAAAACAACGGGAAUAUCGCGGGACUUAACCGUGCAGCAGUUGUGUGUGAAAACAAUUACCCGUGUCGACUGACAUGAGAAGCAGUGUGCGUGAAAGCAAGCGUUAAAUUCCCAGGUCACAGCAGAUGGCUGAUGACUUAAAUAUAGCGGCGGCCGAUGUAACUUCCUCCCUCUUCGCAGUAAGAGGAAAAGCGGUAAACAAACAUCGCAAGCUGGAAUGAGCUAAAUUAAACUGAAAACAUGAUCAAAAUUAAAAUGUCAAUUAUUACGUCAGGCCGGGCCAGGGUUCUUUCUCGCUAACUUUUUUAAAUAACUGUAUAUAAACGAUGUAUGAAUGAUAAACUAAGGAAUACUUGUUGUAAAAUAAAUAAUUUGGAUAAAAAAAAAAGGGACUGUAUGGUCAUUGCAGAGCCAGAGCGUGCCUAUACGCCCUUUGUAAUCUUCCCCUCUGCGAGUCCGCAAAACCGCAUGUUUAUUUAUAUUUAACAAACUUUUCCAGCGUUAUUUCGUUGUGUGAAUACAUUUAUAAUGAUCAUAAAAAUAUGUAGUCUAUUUAAACAUUAAGAAAUUGAGCGGGUUUUUUUUCUGCCAACUGAGAAUUCGUUACAAAAGACAGGCUUUUAUGCAGACAUCGUCACAAAUGUUAUCACACAAAACGCGGGUCGGGCUUUAAUACCCGCGGACCAGUUCGGGUCGGGCUGGACUUUUUAGGCCCGAUUUUACCUCUACUUUAAAGUCUUAAUGAGCUUAAAUUGGCUGCAGUUACGAAGUCGGGAAUGCUCCCUCCGGAAAAAAAAACACGACUUGAGCAACAUUAUGUUUAACUUUUCCAGCGUUAUUUCAUUGUGUUAAUGCAUUUAUAAUGGUCAUAAAAACGUAGACUAUUUAAACAUUAAGAAAAUGUGCGGGUUUUUUCUGCCAACUGAAAAUUUGUUACAAAAGACAGUUAAGACAUCGGGAACGCUCCCUCUGGAACAAAACGCAAUAUGACAAACAUUGUGACAGCCGAUGCCGACCAAAAAUGACGUAAUAUCCGAAACAGAUCACCAAUGGACUCAUUUGAAGUAUAUGAAUGGUGGUCUGUUUUGGUGUUCAGAAUCCACAAUACUUCUACUUCUGCCUGCAGGGUUUUCGUUCCACCGACAAACAGACGCAUUCCCGAUGCAGAGGUGGAUGGAUUCUCCGUUUUGCCGGUUGUGGUGGUUUGGCACGCACGAGUUGCAUUUCCAUUUGUAGUGCAGUGCAUCGUAAAAAUUCUAUGCGUCAUCUUCGUUAUGCAUCGUAAAAAUUCUAUGCGUCAUCUUCGUUAUGGAUUUUAAAAAAAAAACAAAACUUUGUCACGGAUAUAAUUUAGGUUGCACUGAGAUGUUCUUGAAAAUUAAGACCACGGUGAAAAAAAAUCCAGACUUACAACAGCUAAUACUUUUAAUACCUUUAAUAAUGGAAAACUAAAUUCAAUGCUUUUUUUAAUACUUUUAAUAACCCGCGGGUACCCUGAUUUUGACAGUCCAAAAAGUGAGCGCGAUUGCACACCUGUGUGACUUGGGGUACCUCACGGUUCCGUUUCAUUAAUUUUCCCCUAUGCAUUUUUUAUAUACUCCAGUUCACUCGGCAUAAUGUCAGGAGGGAGCGAUGACUUAAUUUAUGCUACAUUACGUGCAGCGUCACGUUCCCUCCCAGGACGGAGUUAUUUCCCCCUUGUAUUUGUCCAAUCAAUGAGUGCGCCUUUUGUCCAUGUGAUGCUACUCGGAAAGUUCGGUUGGUGCGAGGUAGCUCUCCAACCGGACUCUGGUCCUCUUGGUCUAAUAUGAAACCGCCCAUGUCCAAAGGUGAAAAUGAGGAAAAUAAAAGAGGCUAACGUAAAAACCCAAGAGUGUGGUUUAUUUAUUGAAGGAAAAAAAUAGACGAGACAACAGCAAUGUUGAAUACUAAUAGCCCCCUUGACCGCCACCUCUGUAGCCCCCACCUCCUCUGUAGGCCCCUCUGAAGCCCCCUCUGCCUCCAUAACCUCCCCCGCCAUAACCUCCUCCACCGUAGCCGCCGCCUCCUCUGUAACCGCCGCCGCCACCUCCUCUGUAACCGCCCCCGCCACCCCCUCUGUAUCCGCCCCAACUUCCAUACCCUCCUCUCCCUCGGUACCCUCCGCCUCCUCCCUGGUAGCCCCUCCCUCCUCCUCCUCCGUCAAAACGUCCCAUCUUGGGGGGUCUAGGGCCGUCGCCCAUCCUGCAAAGACAAAAAGAGGGC
Molecule: messenger RNA, 5316 nt
Organism: Corythoichthys intestinalis (scribbled pipefish)
Lineage: Eukaryota; Metazoa; Chordata; Actinopteri; Syngnathiformes; Syngnathidae
Gene: ttc19
Product: tetratricopeptide repeat domain 19
Exons: 11
Coding region: 1256-2185 (309 amino acids)
Biological process (GO): mitochondrial respiratory chain complex III assembly
Cellular component (GO): mitochondrial inner membrane
Molecular function (GO): protein binding
Source: RefSeq, a predicted model, not a curated record